Molecule: messenger RNA, 1389 nt
Organism: Phyllostomus discolor (pale spear-nosed bat)
Lineage: Eukaryota; Metazoa; Chordata; Mammalia; Chiroptera; Phyllostomidae
Gene: BORCS5
Product: BLOC-1 related complex subunit 5
Exons: 4
Coding region: 328-918 (196 amino acids)
Biological process (GO): positive regulation of anterograde synaptic vesicle transport; lysosome localization; organelle transport along microtubule
Cellular component (GO): cytoplasmic side of lysosomal membrane; BORC complex; synaptic vesicle membrane
Source: RefSeq, a predicted model, not a curated record
AGCGAGAGCGGUACUGCUAGCCGGUGGAGGGCGAGGCUGAAGCCUGGUGUUCCAUGCCUCCCUCUUCUUGGGAUUCCUUUAAGGAAGGCGGGGGAACAACGUGCAGCCUAAUCUCCCCGCCUUGCGCAUCCGUUCCCCAAAUAGAGGCUCUUCAUUCCCCAUCGCCGGUUCCCCUACGUGGGCUGAGCGCACCUUCCGCACACGCGGCCCGGCUGCGGCUCCCUGACUCAUUACAAUCCCGUACUAGUCCCAGUCCCUGCCCUGUCGCCCCGCCGGAACGGUGAUCGCCAGCCCCACCGUUCUUCCGCUGCCAUCGCUGCCAGCACCAUGGGCAGUGAGCAGAGCUCCGAGGCCGAGAGCCGACCCAACGAUCUGAACUCCUCAGUGACUCCUUCUCCAGCUAAGCAUAGAGCCAAGAUGGAUGACAUCGUGGUUGUAGCUCAGGGCUCCCAGGCCUCACGGAAUGUCAGCAAUGAUCCUGAUGUCAUCAAAUUGCAAGAGAUUCCAACCUUCCAACCACUUUUGAAAGGGCUAUUGAGUGGCCAGACUUCCCCAACCAACACCAAACUGGAGAAACUGGAUUCUCAGCAGGUGUUGCAGCUCUGCCUCCGAUAUCAGGAUCACCUCCACCAGUGUGCGGAGGCCGUUGCUUUUGACCAGAAUGCUUUGGUUAAACGAAUCAAAGAGAUAGAUCUGUCUGUAGAAACUCUCUUCAGCUUCAUGCAAGAGCGCCAGAAAAGAUAUGCCAAAUACGCCGAGCAGAUCCAGAAAGUCAACGAGAUGUCCGCCAUCCUCCGCCGCAUACAGAUGGGCAUUGACCAGACCGUGCCCCUGAUGGAGAGGCUCAACAGCAUGCUGCCGGAGGCCGAGCGGCUGGAGCCCUUCAGCAUGAAGCCAGACCGGGAGCUCAAGCUGUAGAGGCGUUUCUCCCUUCCCGCCGGGCGGGUGACCCGUGGGAGCAGAGCCUGGCACCACCGAUACCCUGAGGACACUUGGAAACAAAGUCAUGCGGUGUGGCCAGGGCUCGGAGCUGGCUGAAGGGGAGGCAAAGCAGCCCCGCUGGCUCAAAAACCUGACUCUGCCCUUCCGCCCCCUUUCCUUGAUGCGGUUCCUUUUGCAAAGUGAACCCAAGCCAUCCUCGGUGUUACUGAAAGUUGGGACAGUUUUAUUAGGAAUUCUUUACAGAACUCUGCAUUGGGAAUUAUUUUUAUUUUGUUUAGUUUUUUGUAAUUGAGAGUAUGUAUUAUCUAGUCUGGUGUGUGGAGUGGAAAUAUGGAGAGAAGGGGAGAAAUGUUUUAAGAAGCUCUGUGUCCUUGAUGCCUCCAUGAACUUUUACUCACGAGGCUCGCUGGGUUACAGGCUAUACACAUAAAGAAGUGAUUUAACCCA